Molecule: messenger RNA, 757 nt
Organism: Tarenaya hassleriana
Lineage: Eukaryota; Viridiplantae; Streptophyta; Magnoliopsida; Brassicales; Cleomaceae
Exons: 2
Coding region: 274-525 (83 amino acids)
Source: RefSeq, a predicted model, not a curated record
AAUUGAAACGCGUUUUCUCUCCUCCUCAUCAUCAUCAUCAAGGGAGAGAUGAAUUGAAAUGCAAGUCAUUGAUCCUUAAAUACUCCCUUUCUCUCUGCUUCUCCUUUUUUUCUUCUCCCUAUUCCGUCAUCUUCAAAAACUUUUCCCAAACCCUAAUCACCCAUUUCCCGGAAACCUUAUCACCAUCCUCUUUCAUCUUCGAUUCGUGGGUUGAAUCCAGAAAUUCGAUUUCUUCGACGUUAGCGUCUUGCUCUUUUGUUGUUUUCGCACGAUAUGUGCCCCUUGAGGUUCAUAUUGGUGUUCUUCUCUGCCGUACUUGCCGGUUAUUUUGCGUGGAGGACGGUGCGUUCCUCGGACCAUUCCGUCGCAGAUUCCAUCUCCGGCGACUCUCCCGUCGAACAGAAGGAUAAAAUAGGAUUCAAUUUCAAAAGGACGGUGGAGAAGGGUUUCUGGGUGUUCGUGGAUAUGGCGAGCGGAAGAUAUCUGUGGAGAAAUCUGAACGAGUUGAGAGAAAAAGGCCAUUGAAGGGGGAAGAAAGAUAGGAGACAUUAGCAGUAUUUAGAUGAUGAAUCUGAAUUCUGUAAUUUGAUCACUCGAGAGAGAUCUGAUGUAAGGAUGGGAGGAGCGACAGCUUUUAAGCCAUCUUCUGUAACUUCUUUCUCUUGGAUUUUCUUCCAAUAUGGAAAAUGAUGAACCGGUUUGAAUUUGAAAUAUAUAAUCACGGAUUUCCGUACAGUAAAGUAAAUUAUGUAUUAUC